Molecule: messenger RNA, 1241 nt
Organism: Rhopalosiphum padi (bird cherry-oat aphid)
Lineage: Eukaryota; Metazoa; Arthropoda; Insecta; Hemiptera; Aphididae
Product: serine/arginine repetitive matrix protein 1-like
Exons: 5
Coding region: 1-1212 (403 amino acids)
Source: RefSeq, a predicted model, not a curated record
AUGAUAUUAACAAACGUGCAGAGCCAUAUCCUUUUAGAUAAAAUAAUAGAUUGUUUUCUGACACCUGUAAAGACUGAUGUUGAAAAUGAUGCGUUAUCAGAUGGAGAAAUACCUGACCAAAAACCUCAAGAAAACAUAGUAUUAUCAGUUCCUUAUGAGAGGCCUAGAAUGCCUAACUGUCAGUGGUUGAUUGCUCCAAAUAAAUGCGCUAUAGAAAAACCACAAAAUCGAUCUAGUUCUCCUUCUCAAGUACAAAUGGCAUCAUCUGAAAUCGAGUUACGGUCGGACAUUAAAAUUCAUUACCAAUCUGAAACAAUACGUCAGCCACAAUCUAGAAAUCUGAACAGACCUCGGUCUAAUUCUCCAACUCCAAUACAAUUUGGACAAUUUAAAAGGUCUCCGUCAAAUCCUCCUAUUCCAGUACAAUCUAGACAAUUCAAAAAUUCUCCAAUUAAUGUUCAUACUUCAGUACAAUCUAAACAUUUAAAUUGGUCUCCUUCUAAUUCUAAUAAUCCGACACAAUAUACAGUAAGCAAUAGGCCGCGAUCUAAAUCUCAAGAUCAACAAAAAUGUGCUACUAUAAGUAUGAAUUCCUCUGAGACAAGACAUCGGCCAAAGUAUAGAAAUCAUAGUAGGUCUCCGCUUCGUUAUCGAACUCAACAUGGGCGUAGAAAUAGAUCGCGUUCUAGAUCAUACGAUGAAGAAAGAUUUGAUUCUAAAAGUACGAGUUCGUAUACAAAGAAACAAUCUAGAAUGAGAAAAAAGUCACAAUCCAAAUCACCAAAUCGGAAAGAAAAUAUAACUAAAAAUCAGUCUUUAUCAAAUAUAGAACUUCCAUCUAGAUCUUCAAUACAAGUAAACGACAAUAGAGAUUAUCAUAAAACUUCACGCUAUACAUCUCAGAGAACGGGAAGACCAGUGACAAAGAGAACUCUAAGACCAAUGAAAAAGAAAACUCCAAAACCCAAAAUGAAACCAGAGAUUAAUGCUGGUAUGAUGCCACCAGCUCCACAAGAUCCAUAUCCACCAAGACCAUUUUUCCACAAUCCACUCAAUGCUGCACCGAUGUACUACCCGCCACCAACACGUAUGCCUCGAUUAAUACGUCCACCAUAUUUUAUACCACCACGACCUCGUAUACCGUUUCCACCAGCAUAUCCAAGAAUGUAUAGACCACCUUGGCCGCCUGUGAAUCCUAUGGAUGCUCAAUGAAGAAAUUUAGAGAAUCCAUUAAACAUUUU